This is a messenger RNA of Aureobasidium melanogenum CBS 110374, 4584 nucleotides long. RefSeq names its product patatin-like serine hydrolase. Gene Ontology annotation, cellular component: endoplasmic reticulum. NCBI's taxonomy places the organism in Eukaryota, Fungi, Ascomycota, Dothideomycetes, Dothideales, Saccotheciaceae. Gene Ontology annotation, biological process: phosphatidylcholine metabolic process. The transcript has 2 exons. Gene Ontology annotation, molecular function: phosphatidylcholine lysophospholipase A1 activity. The record is from RefSeq and is a predicted model, not a curated record. Bases 1 to 4584 code for a protein of 1527 amino acids.
AUGGCUUCGGAUGCUUCGAGUGCCCUGCGGGAGGUCAUGCAGAAUACCACUGUACCUGUCGUGCCAUCUCUGCUCCCUGAUACCGAGCCGUCUUCUAUUGGUUCGACAGCGGCCUUGAUCUUGGCUGUCUUCACCAUGCUACCCAGCCUUCUCCUGUGGUUCAUCGCUUUCUUGACCAUUACUUUACCAACAUGGUUGUUUACAUUUUUGUCUACGAGUCUGACAUUGACUGUCAAUAUGACUACCGUCGUAUUGAUCUUGAUCUUCUUUGUCUCGACUGCUAGUUGGGUCGUCCGCUAUCGCUUCUUGAACAUGUAUUCGCGUCUACCUCCGGAGCCCCAACGCAAAGAACCUCAGGUCGAAGUCUUCCCAGAUACUCAAGAGACAGACUCCAAGCAAGGUCUGGCAAACUAUCUCGAUGAAUUUUUGAGUGCCAUCAAGGUUUUCGGUUAUCUCGAACGUCCCGUGUUCCACGAGCUCACCCGGACCAUGCAAACAAGGAAACUUAUCGCUGGGGAAACUAUUCUGCUGGAAGAGGAGAAAGGCUUUUGCUUGGUUGUGGAUGGCUUGGUUCAGAUUUUCGUCAAAUCGAACAAGGACCGGGAGGAAGAUCCAUCAACCGGCAGGACCACUCCCGAAGAGACUGGUGUUGAUGAAGAAGGACGUAUACACGGCAAUCAAGGGUACCAAUUAUUGACCGAGGUCAAAAAUGGUGCACCCAUGUCUUCGUUGUUCUCCAUCUUGUCUCUCUUCACAGAGGAUGUCAAGCUGCGUCAUGACGAGAAGGAUGUCGAAGUAGCCUCAGGCCUACGAGAUGGCGGCCAACCUCAGACACCACGAUCAAUUCGACACAGCGGUACUGCCACUCCUUUGUCGCCUAUCGUCAGCCCCAAUCUGACUGCUACCGGAGCAGAGCCUCAUACAGUUCUUCAUGGCCUUGAUGCUGCAUCCUUUGCUCAGAGCGCAGUACCUGCAUUCUCCUUGAAUGAUCCUAAUGAGGCAGGUCCUGAGCCCAAGUCGAGACAGGGCAGCAGCCAUAGUAGUCGCAGACAAUCUACCAAGCACAUAUCCGCCCAUCCGGACAUUGUUGCAAGAGCUUCUGUCGAUACCACAAUCGCUAUCAUUCCAGCAACUGCUUUCCGACGACUGACCCGUGUCUACCCAAAAGCAACUUCUCACAUCGUUCAAGUCAUCCUUACCCGACUUCAACGUGUCACGAUGGCGACUGGCCACCAAUAUCUUGGCCUCACUGGUGAGGUUCUGCGCACCGAGAGGCUCAUGGAUGGUUACACUGCAUACGAUCUUCCAGACUUCUUGAAAGGAGAUGCCAUGGAGAGACUGAAAGGCAAGUUUACCAAAGAGAAGGAGCGUACUGGACCCGAAGAGAUCUCCAAGGGAAUCGCCCUGCAUAACCCUCGUGCUGGGCAAAGAAAGAAGACAGCAACUGGUCUGCGUAAAGAAGCCGUUCUUCAUGCGCAAGCUAUGCCUAGCAGCCGUCGUGGUGGUGGUGGGAGAAGCGAGUCUAUUCACACGCCUACCCGCACUAGCAGACCUGUUCCAGAGCGAGCUCCUCUGUCGCCUGACCCUGGAACAGACAGAUCGGGUGUCAGUGCUGGAGAUCUGCUGACCAACAACAACAACGUGGCAAGACAAGGUGGUCGCAGGAACAUGGCGCCAUACUCGUUACCCUUCCAAACUCCGAAACCUCUUGGAAGAGAUGCCAUGAGCCCUAUGGCUAGCAGAAACUUCAACCCAUUCGAUGCUCAUAUCAAGACUAUGCGUCGUCAAGACUCGGUGGACGAAGACAUGAUCUUCAGAGAAUCCAUCCUCGACUGUAUGUUCAAGGCCAUUGGACUCACUAACACGAAAGACGGACUUUCAAAAGUGGACUCUCUACCACAAUCACCCAAACUUGUUUCUUAUGACUCCAAACGACAGAAAGCUGUCUUCAACAAUGCGUUUGGCUUCAUUGAUCCAUUCGAUCCCAAUGAUGGCGAAACCGAGUCCGUUGCGUCAACGGCUUUCAGCGCGACUGGCAACAUGAACAUCUUAGAAGACAUGAAAGAGGAAGUUGAGAUUGUUUUCUUCCCAAAAGGCUCUGUUCUUGUCGAACAAGGCGAGCGCAACCCUGGACUUUACUAUGUCAUCGAUGGCUUCCUUGAUGUCAGUGUGCCUCUCGAGGAGUCCGAGGCUGCAGAGUCCAAUAUCUUUGGUACCUCCGCUGAUGCUGACUUGGACGGCGAGCCUCAAACUAUUAGAUCAUCGGGAGGCAGAAACAUAGGCAGUGUUCGAAGACCCAGCUCUCUCUCGCUCAACCCGAAGCCACCCAAUAAACCACGCAAGAGAAAACAAAAAAGUCUCUUCUUGACCAAGCCCGGCGGACUGGCUGGUUACCUCGGAACUGUCUCCUCAUACCGCUCGUUCAUCGAUGUUACCGCCAAGACGGACGUCUAUGUGGGCUUCCUCCCAAGAGCAGCUGUAGAGAAGAUCGUGGAAAGAUUCCCAAUUGUGCUACUUACCAUAGCCAAACGUCUCACUACCCUGCUUCCGAAGCUCAUCUUGCACAUUGACUUUGCUCUGGAAUGGGUUCAGGUAAAUGCUGGCCAAGUCAUCUACAACCAGAAAGAAGAGAGCGAUGCCAUCUAUAUUGUGCUCAACGGCAGAUUGAGAGCAAUCCAAGAGGGACCUGACGACAAGAUGAGAGUUAUUGGUGAAUACGGUCAAGGCGACAGUGUGGGUGAGCUUGAAGUCUUGACCGAAUCUACAAGACCAGGAACACUAUUGGCCAUUCGUGAUACGGAGCUUGCAAAGUUCCCCAAGUCACUCUUCAACAGUCUUGCCCACGAACAUCCUGGCAUCACGAUGAAAAUCUCCAAAAUCAUCGCAUCUCGCAUGCGCGCGCUGAUUGAGGAUCCCACUUCAGAGCACGGCAAGGAUACAAGCAGGAUUGCGACUCGUAAUAAGGCCUCAUCGACUACGAACCUGCGCACUGUUGCAAUUCUGCCUGUUACAGGGGGCGUGCCUGUAGUCGAGUUUGGUCACCGCUUGCUCAAUGCUUUGAACCAGAUUGGUGCUACACCACAGAGAGCCACUUCGCUAAACCAGGCGGCCAUUUUAAACCAUCUUGGCAGACAUGCAUUCACCAAGAUGGGCAAACUGAAGCUGUCCCAGUACUUGGCUGAUCUUGAAGAGAAGUUUGCACUGGUCUUGUAUGUUGCUGACACUAACGUCAAGUCGCCCUGGACGCAAACCUGUAUUAGUCAGGCAGAUUGCAUCCUUCUUGUGGGUCUAGCAGAAGGGUCACCUGCCAUCGGCGAGUACGAACGCUUCCUUCUCACGACGAAGACCACGGCGAGAAAGGAGCUCGUCUUGUUACACGCCGAGAGAUAUUGCCAUCCUGGUCUCACACGCAAGUGGCUGAGGGAUCGUUCGUGGAUCAAUGGAAGUCAUCACCAUAUUCACAUGUCAUUCCGUGACAAUGUUGAGCCAGUUCAUCCUCAGGUCAGAAGAUUUAGUACUGCCAUCAAACAGCGUGUCCAGGUCAUCCAGGCCGAGAUUCAAAAGUACACUUCAAGGAAGGUACGACAGACGCCUUUGUAUUCAGCCGAAACUCCGUUCAAGGGUGAUUUCCAUCGCCUGGCUCGCCGUCUUCUUGGCAAGUCUGUUGGCCUCGUGCUUGGUGGAGGUGGUGCCAGAGGUAUUGCUCAUGUGGGUAUUAUCAAAGCGAUGGAAGAAGCUGGAAUCCCUAUCGACAUUGUUGGAGGAACAUCAAUUGGUUCGUUCAUAGGUGCACUCUAUGCAUGGGACGCCGAUGUGGUUCCCAUGUAUGGUCGAGCCAAGAAGUUUUCAGGAAGGAUGGGUAGUAUGUGGAGAUUUGCUCUGGACUUGACCUAUCCAUCCGCGUCCUACACUACCGGCCACGAGUUCAAUCGUGGUAUCUUCAAGACAUUCGGUGACUCUCAGAUUGAAGACUUCUGGCUUGAGUACUACUGCAACACCACAAACAUCACCAAGUCACGAUCUGAGAUUCAUACUAGUGGCUACGCUUGGCGCUAUGUUCGUGCCUCUAUGUCCCUCGCUGGUCUCCUACCUCCACUUUGUGACGAAGGCAACAUGCUGCUUGACGGUGGUUACGUUGACAACUUGACCGUCGCCCACAUGAAAUCGCUUGGUGCAGAUGUCAUCUUCGCUGUCGAUGUCGGAGCAAUCGACGACGAUAAUCCUCAAGCCUAUGGUGAUUCACUUUCUGGAUUCUGGGCUUCUUUCAAUCGUUGGAACCCAUUCUCUUCAUACCCCAACCCUCCUACCCUUUCUGAAAUUCAAGCUCGCCUAGCAUAUGUGUCUAGUAUUGAUGCGCUUGAGCGUGCCAAGACCACACCUGGAUGCUUGUAUCUUCGUCCGCCAAUCGAUGGAUAUGGUACACUCGAAUUCGCCAAGUUUGACGAGAUCUACCAGGUUGGUUACAAGUACGGACAGGAGUUCUUGGCUAAGCUGAGGGAAGAGGGUGUUCUGCCAGUGAUGGAAGAGACCGAGGAGAGGAAGAACUUGAGAAGAACCAUGGCGCCCCGACGUGCGAGUAUCUAA